AUGGCGGCAGUUUCUACCCCGGCCUCCAUGGUCGACUUUCCUUCUUCGGAAUCCCACCUUUCUCCUAGUCACUCUGACAUUCAUUUUCAACGUCAACGUCACCUUCCCUUUCGUCGAAUAUCUCUUCCAACCCCUCCGAACCUCAAUCGGCAGUCUGUUGUGAGUACGGCGUCGUUCGACUCGUUGCCCGAGGAGGAUCUCUCGCCGGGCUUCGUGGUGCCUGUCGUUACACCGGCUGUCAUCAAGAAUGCGACAAGGCCUCCGAGGCAUCGACCAUCCUCUCUGGAUAUUUCCCGGAGAGCCCCCCGAAGGAGUCAUAUGCAGCCUGUCGAUGAACAGAGGGAAGCGAAGCGUCGAAAGGUGAUCAAUGAGUUUCACGAGACGGAGAAGUCGUAUCUCGAUGGGCUGGAGCUGAUCUACUCCCACUUUCUGACUCCCAUCGUUGCUUCACUGGAUACGCCCCACCAACUGCUUGAUCGCUCCGAACUCACGUCAAUAUUCUCAAACUUCAUUGACAUCUGGAACCUACACCGCUCAUUUUAUGCAUCCCUCACUGCAUUUCUCGAUACAUCUGCGUUGACACAGCCAGCUGACCCGCCUCCGCCCCUGUCUCCCGUACUUCUUGCGCAUUUCCCCUAUCUUUCCCUUUACACACCGUUCGUAACGUCGUUUUCCGAUGCACUUGCAUCAUACGCUUCUCUGCUUUCGACCCAUCACACGUUUGCUUCAUUUAUUGCUAAGCAGGAGUCUGAUCCGCGCUGCGGGAAGCUCAGGUUUCGCGAUUGGCUACUCACCAUCGUCCAGAGGUGUCCGCGAUACUUGCUUCUGCUCAAGGACCUCAUCAGCUGCACAAAUUCAGAAGAUCCGGAGUAUGCACAGUUGACUGCAGUCCACACGCUGGUUUCGAAGAUCACGUCAUCCCUGAAUGCCUCCCUUCAUUCACAUGCACAGACUCUCGCUCUCCUCGCCCUGCAGCGGAACACUGCGAACCUGCCAUUUCGAUUGAUCGUCCCUGGACGUACAUUUUUGAAGCGCUCGCCGCUACUUCACUUAGAAGGUUCUGUGGCGAAAGAGCGCGAGUUCUUGCUCUUUAGUGACUGUGUCAUCUGGCUCGCAAGUGCGGAUGGCGAUGCUACUUCAGAAGCCCCCAUAAGCGUGGGCGGGGGACGGCCACCUCUGGUACGCACGCGCAGCAAGAGUGAUACAGACACCCCUGCGGUCGAGGCUAUCAAGCGCAAGGAUUCAAUGCUGAAGUUUAAGCUUCUGCAUGGGAGCCCGAAGAAGAAGAUGCGACAUUCCAGCACAGACGAGAGAUGGGUGUAUAAAGGAUUCUUGGAUUUGAUGGAUGUAGAGGUGGUUGUUACGCCCGCGCGAGAACCGGGGGAGGAGAGAAGGUUUGAGCUAUUGAGUCCACAGCAGUCCUUUGCUGUCUAUGCAUCGAAUGAGGAAGAACGAGACGAGUGGAGUACAGCUAUCCGAAAUGCAAAGUCGGCUCUGUUGGUAUCGCUGAACAUGAUGCAACCUAACUCCACUUUGACUUCUUCGUCGUCAACCAAUCAUCUACGACGUACUCUACAAGCUCUGCCUUAUCCCCCGGAAGAGAAGGAGAAGCCGAAGAGGGCGAAAGUCGAGCAUUUUGUGCCUGCAAUAUGGAUACCUGAUGGGAAGGCGCAGAGUUAUUAUGCGGACGAUGUGUUUGCGCCAGCUGUUCGGGCAAAUUUCCAGACAUUCUUUGUGCUAGAUGACAGCUCGAAGGACGGACAUAAACCAGCGCGCGCGUGUGACGCAUGCUACGAAACAGUAUUCCCACUGCUGGAUAUGAAAGGCGUCUCCGUACCGGCAGGCACGAUACACUCUCGCCUAACGCUGUCUGGCCUCAAAUCUAUGCCAUCCCUCAUGCUCUCCGAUCGAAGUGGCAGCUCUCCGUCAGCGCUUAUGGCAAUUGACGUGGAUAAUCCGAGGCGAAUCCUAUACAGAAUGGAAGAUGAGGUCGUCGCAGCCGACGAAUUGGAGGCCGGCCCAUCUGUUCCAGCGAUUAGGAUUAAGCCAGCUUCACGUCCGCGGAGCUAUAUCCAGAUACUAGAAGAUUUCCAGGAGCACAACAAUGGGGAUCCUUUCCCAUUGGUGAGUCCCAGCGGGUCACGGUUCAGCGUGGGAUCGGAAGGGUAUUCCUCCACUAUCCUGGAUGAGCGUGACGAGGAGCUGGCGGAGGAUGCACACACCCAGAGUAGAUCAACGCACUCGCCGAGCCGCGCGGUGUCAAGUCUUCCCCCCACACCAAGGAGGGAGAAUACGGCGCGCAGGGGCAUGCGCUUCUCUCUCCCUGCAGUUGCCCUGCAGACAAACCCCGUGACAGCACGGCAGGACAUUGUGGGCGAAGGUAGCUCGCGCAGAUUUUCGCUUGUGCUCAGCAGGGGCGAUACCGUGAGUCGAGGAAGUAGCGGUGAGAAGGCGCGCUCUCAUGGGUCGGACUGGGGGUUUAGAGAGGGGCUUGCUGCUAUCAAGCUAAGCGAGCUAUUGGGCCGCAUGAAGGGAUCCCCAAGCUGA
Fibroporia radiculosa is the source of this 2547-nucleotide messenger RNA. RefSeq lists its product as uncharacterized. The record is from RefSeq and is a predicted model, not a curated record. The transcript is spliced from 7 exons. NCBI's taxonomy places the organism in Eukaryota, Fungi, Basidiomycota, Agaricomycetes, Polyporales, Fibroporiaceae. Gene Ontology annotation, molecular function: guanyl-nucleotide exchange factor activity. Bases 1 to 2547 code for a protein of 848 amino acids.